AUGGCAUAUCUUAUCCAUCACCUGGGCUGGCCCCUCUCUCAAGCAUACAGCCACGUCGUUGCACGGAGACGCACGGUUAGCCCCAACCUCGGCUUCGUUGCAGAGCUGAUGGCUUUCGAGAAACGUCGACAAGAGAUUGCGCACACCUCGAUUGUUCACUCAUCCGCGGAGCGCGGAGCUAAGAGUGCAAAGGACACUGUGGACGAGACAACUGCCGAUCAAGUCAUUGGAGCGUCAGACUCCGGACGCCAGCGUCGGGUCAGGGAUCCAAGGGCACGCGACUCUUUACCCUAUUUGCCACCCACACUUUCGGCCGAGCAGGUGACUCGCGUCGACGAACUUCCCAGCCAGAGUGAGACUAGCAAUGAUCAGGAGGUGGCUCCGGUCGAGGAACACUUGGCGCCAUCAACCCGACCGUCCAAAGCCUCCUUUGGACUUGAGCAUCGUGGUGAGGACGGACGCUACCGCUCACGCCGCCCACCGGCAGAUGCCCACAUUCUGGCGCCCAGUCGACGUGCUACCAUAGCAGCCCUGGGAAGUGACCAUCAAGAGAAGCUGAAUGAGCUGCUGGGCGACGCUCGCCGCCUCCAUAGAUAG
Molecule: messenger RNA, 597 nt
Organism: Ceraceosorus bombacis
Lineage: Eukaryota; Fungi; Basidiomycota; Exobasidiomycetes; Ceraceosorales; Ceraceosoraceae
Source: the annotation of a GenBank genome assembly